UGUUUGGUUUUUUGUUUUUGUGUUUUCAUAAUUUAUAAGACACGAGAUGCGGAUGCUUCUAGAGCUCCCAAUUGGGUGGAACGAAUAGUACAAACUUCAAUUCCAAUAAGCUAGCUUUAGUAACUAUAACAGAAUUUACAUUCUAUCCCCUGCCACCCCACCCUCAACCCUUGCGCCAACUGGAAUAGAGCUUUUUUCUCUGGCAACACAUGUGCGGGUCUAGCGUCGUAAUCUAUUAAUACAUUUCUCUGGCUUUUAUCGUUCCGGCUAACAAAUGGCUGUCCAAGCUGUAAAAUUAUUGCAAUCCACCGUGGCCAACUGGCAGCGCCAUUUGGCAACGAAGGCCAAACUGCAUCCCAUGGCCAAAGGAGCCUUAACGUAUGCAAUUAUGUGGCCCACUGGAAGUCUCAUACAACAGACACUGGAGGGACGACAUUUUGGCAACUACGAUUGGCAGCGUGCCUUGCGCUUUAGUCUCUUUGGUGCUUUAUAUGUGGCUCCCACUCUCUAUGGUUGGGUCCGUCUCAGUAGUGCCAUGUGGCCACAGACUAAUUUUCGCAUAGGCAUAAUUAAGGCCAUAACCGAACAAAUAUCCUAUGGACCUUUUGCCUGUGUUAGUUUCUUUAUGGGCAUGAGUCUGCUGGAAUUUAAGACCUUUUCUGAGGCCAUUGAUGAGGUCAAAGAGAAGGUAGCACCGACUUAUAAGGUGGGCGUGUGCAUUUGGCCAUUUAUACAGACAAUUAACUUUGCAUUGGUACCUGAGCAUAAUCGCGUUGUAUUUGUGAGCAUUUGCAGUCUGAUGUGGACCAUUUUUCUGGCCUUUAUGAAAACGCAUCAUCCGACAGAAUUGACGGAGCACUCCCAUCAAGAGUCCCUGGCUGAGACGCAAUCGUAGUCCCAUUCUCACUUUCUUUAUAUGUGUGUGUGUGUACAUAUUUGCCUAAGAUUCCUUAGCCAUUGUUGUUGUUAUACUAGUUUUUAAGUGUAAGGUAACGUUUCAGCGCUCUUAGGACGAAAAUAAUUUUAAUAAUGUCGAAGUUUACAACAAAUUUCAUUUGUUGUGCGGUAUAGAACAAUUUGUAGACAAUAAAAAUACAAAAUCUA
Molecule: messenger RNA, 1104 nt
Organism: Drosophila willistoni
Lineage: Eukaryota; Metazoa; Arthropoda; Insecta; Diptera; Drosophilidae
Product: mpv17-like protein
Exons: 6
Coding region: 275-895 (206 amino acids)
Cellular component (GO): membrane; cytoplasm
Source: RefSeq, a predicted model, not a curated record